This is a messenger RNA of Melitaea cinxia (Glanville fritillary), 2417 nucleotides long. RefSeq names its product cathepsin K-like. The record is from RefSeq and is a predicted model, not a curated record. Gene Ontology annotation, cellular component: lysosome. NCBI's taxonomy places the organism in Eukaryota, Metazoa, Arthropoda, Insecta, Lepidoptera, Nymphalidae. The transcript is spliced from 13 exons. Gene Ontology annotation, molecular function: cysteine-type endopeptidase activity. Bases 60 to 1655 code for a protein of 531 amino acids.
AGUAUAUAUAUGCUUAUCACGUAACAACUCGCUACAAAAUUUCGUCCUCGGGGUCUGUAAUGGCGUCCCUGUACAUAUUACUGCUAUCGGCACUGGCCUUCGAUCCAGGCUUUGCCUUUGUUUUGAGUGAUGAAAAAAAUUUAACAUGGUCGACCAAUUACCACGCGAGGGGAGAAAUGACGAAUCUCUUUACUGGUAUCAUAAAGCCUUUCGAGAUCUGGUACAGCGCCGAAAUUAACAAGUCCCGUAUUGACUUUUACAACGGUAUGGUGAAAACCUUCAGCGUUGGUGAAACUGACGAGGACUUAGGUCAAGAAUUUAAGGUGUAUCCGAUGACAACGGAAACGGUGACGAAUCAAAUAGUUUGUGAAAAGCAUAUACUUGAGAAAGUUAAAAAUUUCUUCGAGAGGGAACAAGAGUUUGAAUACACAGGAGACACGGUCUACAACAAAAAAAAUGUUCAAAUUUGGAAAAUGCUCGAGGUUGAUCCAAGCGAACAAAAGAAAUUAGAAGAAAUUAUAUACGUCUAUGAGAAUGAAGACGGAACUCAUGUACCCCUAUUACGUGAAAGAAUAAAACAUAACGUCUGGAGCGGUGCACUAGACGGGCAUAUUAUCGUACGAUAUUUCGACUAUGGACCCGCAACUGCUGAAGAUCUGGAUGUAAAUCAAGUUGAGGCCUGCAACGAGACUAUAAUAGAUGAAUCGUUGAAGCAAGCUCGUCUUGUCAUCGAUGACGAUGAAUUCUUAAGUUAUAAAUUACAACACAAAAAAGAGUAUAAGGGAGACGAACACGAAGUAAGGAGACAAAUAUUCAACGAAAAUCUAAGAAAAGUGAUAGAACACAACCAGAAGAAUCUCGGAUACAAAUUAACAAUUAACAAGUUCUCCGACCGGACUGACGCGGAGCUGGCACACCUGUUCGGAACUAGACCCUCUGAUCCCUUCCAGGAGGGUUCAAUUGUUUUCCCUCAUACUGAAGAGGAAGUGGAUGUUCUGGCACAGGACCUACCUGACAACUACGAUAUGAGAAUUGGAGGGUACAUCAGCCCCAUUAAAAACCAAGGUGCGUGUGGCUCUUGCUGGGCGUUCGCCACCGCGGCGGCGGUAGAGGGCGCACUCGCUCGUACGAACGGUGCUCGUGACCUUGAUCUCAGCGAGCAGUCGAUCGUCGACUGCGCUUGGGGAUUCCGAAACUACGGCUGCGACGGAGGUUUCUUAGACAGGGUAUACAGGUAUGUCUUAGAGCACGGUAUUGCAGUAGAAGAGGACUACGGAUUAUAUUUAGAAGAGAAUGGUUACUGCAAAAUGAAAAACAUGACCAAAAUCUACCACAUUAAGGGUUUCACUAAAAUACCAUCACUCAGCGUGAACGCCAUGAAAGUAGCUCUGUACAAAUAUGGGCCGGUUUCCGUUACCAUCAACUCUUCCCCUAUUGUACAUUAUGCUAAUGGAAUAUACUACAAUGUUGAUUGUAACGACGAUGGACCUAACCACGCGGUGACUGUGGUGGGCUAUGGUGUUCGAGAUGGAGCCACAUAUUGGAUCGUCAAGAAUUCCUGGGGCGAAGACUGGGGACAGGACGGCUACAUCCUCUUCUCUGCCACUAACAACAACUGCCACAUUCUAGAAGAUGCUUACUGCCCUAUUAUCUAAACUCAUACAAUUGCAACAGACACAGAACUAUGACAGAACUUAAUUGAUCAUUUGUAAAGAAAAGAAACAAAAAAAGAAAGCUUAAGAAAUUUAAAGAAAGUUAAACUGAUUAAGUAGAUUUUAAUAAAGUUCUAGUCGAUUUACGAAGUGAAUAAACGAGAGAAGAGUUUUGGACUAUAUUUAAAUUUUAUUGAAAAAGCCGAUGAUUGCUUAAUUUAGUCAUUAAAACAUAAAAUUAAAAACAGUGUUUGUGUUGUACAAAACAUUUUCAAUUUUUUUUUACGUCACAGUUCUGCUAGUUGCACUAAAAAUAACGUCUAAACGGUUGACUGAUGUGCUGUCUCUUUCUAUCAAAGUGAAGAUUACAUUGAUAUGACUGGGACAGUAAAUAUUUAGCUAAGUUUUAUAUUAGGAAACGCUUUGAGUUUUUACAAAAGAAAAUACUGUGUUGUCCAAGGUCGAAUGAGGCAAAUAGUUUUACAUGUUGCUUAGUUGUAACAGUGGGUUUUAAAAUGAGUAUAAAAGUUUCAUUCCUUUUCCUUAUUGUCUUCUAUUUUAUCUUUUUCUUUUCCUUACUCUCCAUUUUUCUCUCUCUCUUGUACAGAUUAUUAUUUUCGUUUCUUGUGUAUUGUUGUUUCUUUUUUUUUUCUACGCGCCAGUAUUCUGUAGAAGUGAAAAACUCAAAGCGUCGAGCGUAACAAUUGAUUCGUCUUUAUUGUAAAAAUACUAAGCGUAAAUAAAUUCUUAACGUGCAAUCAUAAA